UUUGCGUGAGCGGGGCCGGAUCUCAGUGCGGUGAUAGAGCUCGCAGAGCGGCUGUGCGGAAGUUCUUUCAUCCGCGCUACACAGAAGGGGCUUCGCCCUCGAGAUUAGCUAUUCUCGUCCUAAGUUUUUGUUUGGACGAAGGCAAGAGAGGUGGAACUUCUUCGCUCUGUGUUUUAACUUGAAUUCUGUCGUUCGCUACAAGUUAGCGCCCAUUACCGCCGGGUAAUGGCAAGGCCAAGCCACAGUGAGCAUGUCCUGCAGCAGCUCAACAACCAAAGGGAGUGGGGUUUCCUCUGUGACUGCUGCAUUGCUAUAGGGGACAUUUAUUUCAGGGCCCACAAGGCCGUGCUGGCAGCCUGCAGCUCUUACUUCAGAAUGAUGUUCAUCCGGGAUCAGCAGGGGACUGCACUUUUUGAUCUCAGCAACAUGCAGAUCACCGCAGAAUGUUUCGAUCUCAUCCUGCAGCUCAUGUACCUUGGCCGAAUCGUCAUGGAUCACUAUGAAUUUGAAGAGCUGAAAUCAUCUAUGGUCUACCUACAAAUGUACUACAUCCCUGACUCACUUGAAGACCUCAGAGACAUCCGAACAUCCAAUCUGACACCCUCGUCCUCUGCAUCGUCCUCUUCAUCAACCAGCUCCUCGUCCUCAUCCAGCGUGAUGGGAAGCAAGAUGAUGUUCGGCGUUCGAAUGUUUGAGCAGCAGCGACCAAGCCCUUCUGAGAAUGAAUGCGCACCCAAAGCCUCAACCACAACUGCUCGUCAGACCAUUAACAUCUCAACUGUCAGGCCUGCUGAAGAUGUGGUCAUACCACACCCUCCGCCACACUCCGAGACCGUAGUAGACCAGCCGUGUGACUUAAGGAAGAGAACAUCAGGCCGAAGCUCUGCCAUGAAAGAACGCCCUCGAUUUGGCCGUACGUACACUUGCGACGAUUGCGGUUUUGUGUUUAGCUGUGAAAAGCUCCUCAUUGAACACAUCCUCACAUGCACCAAUCGUAAAGCUUUCCAGACACCCAAGGUUAGCAAAGAGGUUUACGGCGAUGCUGGAAAAGAUGAGAGCUCAACCUCAGAGGGUACGGAUGAGCACAGAACCGUUGAAGAGGACUGGCCAGACCAUAAGCCGGACACAGAGAAGGUGAUCCGGUCUGUUGCCACGGGCAUGGACAAUAAAGCUACCUUCUCCAGGAAUAUAACCAUUAAAGUGGAGCGAGACAACGAUUCUGAGACCGAUUUGGAAACUAUAAAAGUUGUAAAGGUAGGCAACCAUAAUGUAGGGAGCUGCAAAGUUCGUACCAGAGUGAACAAAGACAAUCUUGCAGACCAGCUGAAGUUUGACAGCGAGGAAGAGCCAAGAGUAUCUGCCAUGGAUGCUUUGGAGGGCCAAAGCACAGGGUUAUUAAUCUCUGAUCCAAAGGUGCAGCGGAUCAAAGAAGAAAAGCAAGAUGGCGCGUGCAUUCCAUGUGAGUUGUGUGGAGCCCUGUUGACGGAGGAGGAUCAGUCUGCUCAUUACAUAUCCAGCCACAUGGGACAUAUCUGUGCCUGUGGAAGGUGCGGCCAAGUGCUCAUUAAAGGCAGGCAGCUGCAAGAGCACGCAGAGCGAUGUGGUGAACCCCAAGGGGCCGAGAUGGACUCCCCAGGUGAGGAUUCGCUUGUACUUGAAGAUGCUGAGGUUAUGGAGGAAAGCUUGCUGGAAGGCGCUGACCUGGGCUUCCGCUGUCCACUCUGUGGGCUGAUAUUUGAAAGUGAAAGUCUUGCAGUGGAGCACACUUUGACUUGUCCGGAGCAGGAGCCAUUCCGGCCCGUUCUAUUGGAAGACAGUGGUGAUCCAGACCAUCGGCGCAAGCAUUUCUGCGCGAUUUGCGGCAAAGGCUUUUACCAAAGGUGUCACCUACGGGAGCACUACACUGUGCACACCAAGGAAAAGCAGUUCACCUGUCAAACCUGUGGGAAACAGUUUCUGCGCGAGCGGCAGCUGCGCUUGCACACUGACAUGCACAAGGGAAUGGCGCGGUACGUCUGCCCCGUGUGUGAGCAGGGUACAUUUCUCAAACACGAUCACGUGCGACACAUGAUCUCUCAUCUGUCUGCCGGAGAGACUAUCUGCCAGGUGUGUUUCCAGAUUUUCCCCAGCGGCGAACAUCUGGAGAAGCACAUGGAUGUGCAUUUGUACAUCUGUGGCGUUUGCGGAGAAAAGUUCCGUCUCCGCAAAGACAUGCGGAGCCACUACAACUCCAAGCACACCAAGAGACAAUGAGAGUUCUCUCUCUGCAACCCUUGACUCUUUCAAAUAAGCCAUACUGUAAAUGUGAGACCAAAUCUAUGCACUUAGACACCAAUUGUAACCUUUACAACGGCACUUUCCAUGUGUAUGCAAAUUCUGGAUGUGAUGCUAGAUGUUUUUGGUGGGAUAUAGUGCUUUAAGCAUUUGUCUUCAUUUUCUGAUGCUUCGAGAUGGAUAUCCAGACACUGGUUAAGUCUAGAUAUUGACUAAAUCACACUAUCAGUGGUGUUUCAGUUGAAAAUGCUAUAUAGGUCUGUAGUUAUGAAACUGGCCCAAGGCUAAUAGUUUUACAUUCAAUAAUUAAUGUCUGUUCACAAAGCUUUAAUGAUGGUACACAAGUUUAACAUUGGUAGUUAAGAGAACUUUUGUCAAAGGGGUCAUUUGUUAUGUUAUUGGUGGUGCUUUUUUAGUGAACACAAGCACAUACAGCUUCCAUUUUGUCAUUAGUUCCAGCAGCUCUGGUGACGUUACCUGUCAUAAUCCUCCAUGAUCAAAUGCCCUGAGAGGGAUCGAUCACCCAAAUUAAAAUUCCAGCAUCAUUCAAUCUCCCUUAUGUUGUUCCGAAACUUUAUGACUGACUUUCUUCUGUUGAACACAAAAAAAAGAUAUUUCGAAAAAUAUCUGCUUUUUAUAAACUUCUUUUCUCCAUACGAUGAAAGUUAGUGUGGUCCAGUGUUGUUUUGGGGGGAUGUUAAAGCAUUGUUUAAAAUAUAUUUUCUUCUGUUCCUCAAAAGAAAGAAAGCCAGGUUUGGAAUGAUAUGAGCAUGGGAAAAUGACAUUUUUAGACAAACUAUUCUUCUUAAGCACUGAGAUAAUAAAGGAGAAUAGAUUGCUAAUAGAAUGCGGGCACUUUUCCCUCCUUGCACCAGAACACUAAAAAUACUGUUAUAAAAAAAGAGAAAAACACUCUUGUUGAUGUCUUUCAGCUAGCUGUAAUUGCUAAAUCGUAACUCAUACAAAACCCAGAAAUCUAUGCAUACUGUUGUAAAUUCAGCCCUAAUUUAGUGUGCUUGUCGUGAACAGUUUCAUGGAGUGAAACAACAUUUAUUGUGUAGUUAUUUCAAUAUCCCAAAGAUAUUCAUGUUAUAUAAACGGAUUUAUACAUUUUUUUCAGUUUGUACACAAUCUGUUUCUAACAAGGAUUACAUGGUAUACAAUUCUUAUCAGCCUAUGCAGUUUUUGUUCGGAGCAAAUCAAACUAUAUGCUUUUGUUUAGGGUCCAUCUUUUUUAAAGCUUAAAUGGGUUUAUAAGAGGUCUUAACAUUUCAGAUAGUUCACACCUUAUAGAAUUAUUGUGACUUGAUGCGAAUGUGGAAAUGCCAUAUAAUGCUUGCACAAGGGUGUAGGGUAAUUUAUAACGUUUGGAUUAAUAAACAAUUGCUUUGUCGAUCUGUAUCUUGUGAAAUAGCCAAGUCGGAUUCUUUUUUUCUUACGGUUUUGUGUUUUUCAUGUUUAAUCAUGUGAUGUUCAUACAGGCUAAAGACUAGAUUUUUGGAGCUGUGAUCCAUGAACCAUCAACAUGGCCAUGAGAUAAUACAGAUUAAUCUGAACACAGUUAAUGAUUGGAUUAAGAGCAGGCAAUCUGGCUAAAAAGACAGUUGGUGCUCUACGCUUUUUUCUGAAAUAAGUUGUCCCAUUCAAGUAAACUGACCUAUUCAGGCUCACACAGCUUAACGACUUAAUGUAUAGAUUGUAUAAAAAGUAUAUCAAGACUUUGUUACGGUGAGGUUUAUGCGGCUUACUUGCAUUCUUCAUCGGUAGUUACAUUUGUGAUCAGUUUUCAAUAAAAAUAAUUAUGAUUACGGACCAAAGCAAGCACGUCAUUUUAGUUUACAGACAAACAGCUUUGACAUUUACACUGGCUGUUCAACAAUGUAUUUGGGUUGUGUUGUGAUCUAAACCUAGUGAAAAUAUUUUUUGUGUGUGUGUGUUUGGUAGAAAUGUUGCAAGGAAUAUAUGCAAAUAUUGUUUUUUGAUCACAUUUUUUUUAAAAAUCCUUCAGUGUUUUAUACAUUUUUGGAUUUAAGAAAAAAUAAAAGUUUC
This is a messenger RNA of Carassius auratus (goldfish), 4323 nucleotides long. Its product is annotated as zinc finger and BTB domain-containing protein 1-like. Gene Ontology annotation, cellular component: nucleus. The transcript is spliced from 2 exons. Gene Ontology annotation, biological process: regulation of transcription by RNA polymerase II. The record is from RefSeq and is a predicted model, not a curated record. Gene Ontology annotation, molecular function: DNA-binding transcription factor activity, RNA polymerase II-specific; protein binding. NCBI's taxonomy places the organism in Eukaryota, Metazoa, Chordata, Actinopteri, Cypriniformes, Cyprinidae. Bases 226 to 2253 code for a protein of 675 amino acids.